AUGGACUCGGAUGUCGGCUCCGCGUUUGAGGAUGAUGGUGCCAGUUCAGACUUUAUGCCGGACCCCGCUCCUAAGGCAAAGGCAAAGGUGACCACGGCGAAGAAACCAGCCAAGCCAAAAGCCCCUGUCAAAAAGGCAACGCAAACUGCGACCACAUCUAAACCCGCAACCAAACCUACUGCAAAGAAGCGGCCGCGGAAAGAGACUGAAAAUGCGAGUGAUGAAGAUGUCGACAUGCGCGAUGACGACUCUAUCCUGUCAAGUACACCCCCACAACCGCCCAAGAAGAGUAAAACUACAGCGGGUAGUAAGAAAUCAGCUGGAAAUCCACUAGCAGCUAUGGAAAACGAAGCAGCUAGUACUGCGCAGAGCAAAGGGAACUCUGGGGACCAAUAUCAAAAGCUUACGCAAAAGGAACACAUCAUCAGACGUCCCGACACAUAUAUUGGAUCGGUCGAACGCACCCAGCAGCAGAUGUGGGUCUUUAACUCGACGACCGAACAGAUGGAAUUUCGAGAGGUUUCUUAUGUGCCCGGCCUGUAUAAAAUCUUUGACGAGAUCCUUGUCAACGCCGCAGACAACAAACAGAGAGAUAGUAGCAUGAGUGAAAUCAGAGUCACCCUGGACAAGGAAGCCGGGGAGAUUAGCGUAUGGAAUAAUGGCCGUGGGAUUCCCGUCGAAAUCCAUUCGAAAGAGAAAAUUUACAUUCCAGAAUUGAUCUUUGGCCAUUUGUUAACAUCCUCGAAUUACGACGAUGAUCAAGCAAAGGUUACCGGUGGACGAAACGGGUACGGCGCCAAACUAUGCAACAUAUUCAGCACGGAGUUCACCGUUGAAACGGCGGACUCAAACUCCAAGAAAAAGUACAAGCAGACCUGGAAAGACAACAUGUCCGUCAUGGGAAAAGCCAAGAUUGCUGAUGUUAAAGGCGACGAUUACACAAAGAUCACUUUCAAGCCAGACUUCAUGAAAUUCGGGAUGGAGGGCAUGGACGAUGAUUUUGAAGCUCUGGUGAAGAGGCGUGUCUACGAUCUAGCGGGUACCUGCAAAGUCAAUGUAAAACUCAAUGGCACCAAAAUUGCUUUGCGAGGCUUCAAAAAGUAUAUGGAGAUGUAUACCAAGGCCAUUAAGAAUGAGCGCGGGGAGGAGGCAACAUCCGAUAAAAGCGAAAUCGUGACCGAUAGCCCUGACCCUCGAUGGGAGAUCGGUUUUGCCGUGUCAGAUGGGUCUUUCCAGCAGGUGUCUUUUGUUAAUUCAAUUGCAACAACUUCUGGCGGUACCCACGUCAACUACAUCAGCGAUCAAAUAUGCGCCAAACUAGCAGAGUCGGUUAAGAAAAAGAACAAAACGGGGCCUCUAUUGAAACCAGCGCAAAUACGGAACCAUAUCUUUCUGUUCGUAAAUUGUCUGAUUGUCAAUCCGGCCUUCACAUCCCAAACAAAAGAGCAGUUAACCACAAAGCCGAGUCAAUUCGGUAGCAAGUGCACGCUCUCCGAAGAUUUCUUAAAGAAAAUUCUGAAAACGCAGGUAAUGCAGAACAUAAUGCAUUUCGCCGAGCAAAAGGCGGACCAAAUCCUCAAGAAGACGGAUGGAAGUCGACGUGCACGGAUGAACAAUCCUAAGCUCACGGACGCGAACAAAGCAGGUACGAAGGAAGGGCAUCACUGUACGCUCAUCCUUACCGAAGGUGAUUCCGCCAAGGGGCUUGCAAUGGCCGGGAGAGCGGUGGUUGGUCCCGAUCUCUUCGGCGUCUUCCCGCUGCGAGGAAAGUUACUCAAUGUCCGUGACGCUUCCGUUGACCAGAUCUCAAAGAACCAAGAAAUCCAAAAUAUCAAAAACUUCCUAGGUUUACAACACAAAAAGGAAUACGCAGAUACCCGGGGCCUUCGCUAUGGCCAUUUGAUGAUCAUGACGGAUCAAGACCAUGACGGAAGUCAUAUCAAAGGCCUUCUUAUCAAUUAUCUUCAAGUCGCUUUUCCUAGCCUGCUCAAGAUUCCAGGGUUUUUGAUUGAAUUCAUUACUCCAAUUGUAAAGGUUUGGAAAGGCGACCCGAAACAGCCGACGGCAACCAAGUCGUUUUUCACCAUUCCAGAGUAUGAGGCCUGGAAGGAGGUUCACGGCCACGACCGCAGAUGGGAUAAAAAGUACUACAAGGGUUUGGGUACGAGUUCUACAGAGGAUGCCGAGAUUUACUUCCGGGACCUUGAUAGACAUCUAAAAGAGUUCCACGCUCUUCAAGACAACGAAGCUCAACUGAUCGAUCUUGCAUUCUCAAAGAAGAAAGCCGAUGAGCGGAAAGAGUGGUUGCGUCAAUUCAAGCCUGGAACAUACCUCGACCAUUCCGUAGAAAAGAUUAGCUACACCGACUUUAUCAACAAAGAGUUGAUUCUCUUCAGCAUGGCGGAUAACAUCCGAUCAAUCCCGUCCGUGGUAGAUGGCCUGAAACCCGGUCAACGAAAAGUUUUAUAUGCCAUGUUUAAACGGAAUGUGAGAAAGGACGCCAAGGUUGUGGAGCUCGGUGGUUACGUGUCCGGCAUGACAGGAUACCAGCAUGGAGAAGUUUCUCUGCAACAAACCAUUGUCGGCCUUGCGCAAACAUUCGUCGGAUCUAAUAAUGUCAACUGCUUGGAGCCAAGUGGUAACUUUGGUAGCCGUCUUCAAGGAGGUUCUGAUUGCGCUAGUGCCCGUUACAUCCACACCCGCCUUUCCCCGUUUGCGAGACGCAUAUUCAGUACGGCUGAUGACCCUCUACUGAAGCAUAAUGUUGAUGACGGGAAAAUCAUUGAACCUGAAGUUUUUGUUCCGGUCGUGCCACUUGUCUUGAUCAAUGGCGCGGACGGUAUUGGGACUGGUUGGAGCACAUCAAUUCCAAAUUUCAAUCCCGAAGAUAUUGUUGACAAUUUGAAGCGUUUGAUGGAUGGCGAGCCGGUGGUACCUAUGAAGCCUUGGUUCCGUGGAUUUACAGGCGAGGUAACAGCCGCCGGGGAUCGAUACAAGUUCAGCGGAAUAAUCAAGCAAACCGGUGACUAUGAAGUCGAGAUCACCGAACUCCCUAUUAGAACUUGGACUCAGGAUUUCAAAGACAAGUUGGAAGAGAUCAUCAAAGCAGAGAAAGCCCCUUCAUUCAUUAAGGAUUACAAGGAUUAUAACACCCAUAGCAAGGUUCAUUUCAUCAUCCAAAUGGAUGAGAAACACAUGAAAAAGGCAGUUGAGGACGGCCUCGAAGAAAGGUUCAAACUUUCCAGGACCAUCACCACCUCGAAUAUGGUGGCGUUUGAUGCGGAAGGACGAAUCACAAAAUACAACACUGCAGAAGAUAUCUUGGAAGCGUUCUUUGCCGUACGGAUCAGAUUCUAUGAAAAAAGAAAGCAAUUCAUGUUAGCUCAGUUGCAUAAAGAGCUGGAAAAACUUACCAAUCAAGCCCGAUUUGUGCAAAUGAUUAUUGAUGGCAAACUCGUUAUCGCUAAGAAGCCCAAGGCCAAGCUUAUGCAGGAAUUGAAAGAGAAGGCUUUUAAGCCCUUUCCGAAGGGAGUCGACGCCGCCAAGGAGGGUGAGGAUGAACCGACAGUCGAAAAUGAUGAGAGCGAAGAGGAAGAAAAGAAAUCAGGCUCAGAUGGUUACGAUUAUCUACUUGGCAUGGCCCUGUGGUCCCUCACUCAAGAAAGGGUUGCAAAGCUGCUUCGUCAAAUGGGGGACAAGGAACUCGAGAUAGAUGCGUUGAUUAAACUUUCCAAAGAAGACUUGUGGAGAAGGGACCUGGAUGAAUUCAUUGCUGAAUGGAGGUAUCAGCUCGAAGAUGAGGAGCGUAGGGCCAAAAAGUCUCGAAGUUAUGGCAGGCGCACUUCCACGAAGCUCAAGACAGCGGGCCCUGCAGCAAAGAAACGCAAGGCCACGGAUGGAGGUGACAGUGACUUUGCACCGAAAGCGAAAAAGACGGCCAUCGUCAACAAGGUCAAACCGAAGGGCGGGCUACUCGACUAUCUUGGUAAAUCAUCAGCAAAACCGAAACCAAAAUCCACUGGUCUCGAUGGCGCAAGCGACAUGGACGACUCCGAGGCGGAGGUUAUGCCUCGGGUGAAAGCCAGAGCAGCUCCGACCAAGAAGCCGCAGGCCAUAACCGAUUUUGCCUUUAGUGACUCAGAGCAUGAUAAAGAGGAGCAGCCUCCUAAGCGGCCAUCAUCGAAGGCUGUAAAAUCGCGCGUAUCUGCUUCUCCAGAAUUUUCGCUUUCUCCGAGCAAAGAGGAUGAUCGGUCGGAAAGCGAAAAGGGCUCCAAAGUUGAAUCUGAGAAGGCUAAGGAGGAAAAGGAGGAGGAGGAGGAUUCCGACUUGGAGAUUGUAUCAAAACCCCGCCAGCGAGCUGCUCGGAUGAAGCGCAAGCCUGUUGUGUUAGAUGAAUCUAGUUCGUCUGAGAACGACGAUGGGGAUGAUUUACUCGGUGACGUUAGCAAAAUGGUUAAAGGCCUGGGCAGCAAGAGCGCAGAUCCGGUUGCAGGAUCUCCUACUCUCUUCUCUUCGGAAUAUGCACGCCCUGGUGCUGGGGUUGGGUCGAAGCCAAUGCCAAAAGCGCUCAAGGCUGCAACAGAGCUUGACCUUGACGAGACAGACUAUUCGAAAUUGAUUCCGCUGAACUCGCCGCGGCGAUCUCUCCUGGUCAAGCCGAAAGAUGGGAAGGACCCAAAGAUGGAUGGAGAGGAGGGCGAGAAGCCAACGACUACAAAAGCGAAACCUGGACCUAGAGCGCCGGCUAAAACAAGCAAGACGGCACCGUCGACAGGCGCGCGUGCGAAUACCCAGAAAGCAGGCAAGCGUACCGUCGCACCUACGAAGAAGCUACAAUUAUCGCCAGCGGCCAAGGCUUAUGCGUCUAAGAAAACAAAGUCCAGCAAGGCGUUGGCGGACGAACUCUCGGAUGAUGACAUCGAUGCAAUGGCCAAUGACAUUCUCGAGUCUUCGGGAUCUGAACAGGAGCCGGCCGCUAAAGCGCCAGCGCCAACAAGAGCUCGUCCCGCGCGGCGUGCAGCUACGACUACAAAAAAGCCGACCUACGUGAUCGACGAUGAUAGUGACGAUGGAUUCUCCAGCCCCUCCUUGGACGAUGAUUUCUCCGACGACUAA
Uncinocarpus reesii 1704 is the source of this 5115-nucleotide messenger RNA. Its product is annotated as DNA topoisomerase 2. Gene Ontology annotation, molecular function: ATP binding; DNA binding; DNA topoisomerase type II (double strand cut, ATP-hydrolyzing) activity. Gene Ontology annotation, cellular component: nucleus. Gene Ontology annotation, biological process: resolution of meiotic recombination intermediates; sister chromatid segregation; DNA topological change. The record is from RefSeq and is a predicted model, not a curated record. The transcript is spliced from 6 exons. NCBI's taxonomy places the organism in Eukaryota, Fungi, Ascomycota, Eurotiomycetes, Onygenales, Onygenaceae. The coding region runs from base 1 to 5115 and encodes 1704 amino acids.